CCUGAGCUACAAUCACCCAGGAGACUCAGGAGUCAGACUGCUCUCUGCUGGACUGGAGGAUCCACACUGCAGACUGGAGAAACUCAAUGUGGAACAUGGUGGAGAGUACACAAUGAAACCUGGACUUAGAAAAUAUGUCUGUGAUCUCACACUGGACCCAAACAGAGUAUACCGACUCCUCUCUCUGUCUGAGGAGAACAGAAAAGUGACACUGAGGUCAGAGGAGCAGCCGUAUCCUGAUGACCCAGAGAGAUUUGAGAACUAUGAACAGGUGCUGUGUAGAGAGGGUCUGACUGGGCGCUGUUACUGGGAGGUAGAGUGGAGUGGGAGAAGGGUUGAUAUAGGAGUGACAUAUAAAGGAAUCAGCAGGAAAGGAAGGGCUAAUGACUUUUGUCUUGGAUACAAUGACACGUCCUGGACACUUUUCUGCUAUGACAACAGUUACAUUGCCUGUCACAAUAAUAAUCCCAUUGCCAUAGACGUCCGCCCCUCCAGCUUCCAUAGAGUAGGAGUGUAUCUGGACUGGCCAGCCGGCACUUUGUCAUUCUACAGAGUCUCCUCUGACACACUGACCCACCUGUACACAUUCACCUCCACAUUCACUGAGACCCUCUAUCCAGGGUUUAGGGUUUGGUAUGAAGACUCCUCAGUGUCCCUGUGUCAAACACAACAUGAUGUUUCAUUCUAAUCAUGGUCAUGUUCAGUAAGACACAAUGGAUGAGCAAUGUAGAUUAUCUCUCUAGUGUGUAAACCUCUCUAUCCAGGGUGUUUGGUAUGAAUAUCUCUCUAGUGUGUAAACCUCUCUAUCCAGGGUGUUUGGUAUGAAUAUCUCUCUAGUGUGUAAACCUCUCUAUCCAGGGUGUUUGGUAUGAAAAAUAUGUAGUAGCAUUACUUUAAGGUUAAUAUAAAUGAUAGGUGUGUACAAUCGUGUUACUCUGGUUGUGUAAAUUGCUGUUUUCACAUAACUCUGUACCUAUUUCACCACGGCUGUCCACAUCUCGUGUUACUCUGGUUGUGUUAAUGGCUGUUUUCACAUAACUCUGUACCUAAUUCACCACAUCUUGUCUGUUCCGAACAAAGGCUCUCCUCAUCCUCUAUUCUAAGAACCAACUGUUCUUGGUUCUCGUAGGAGAACACAGAGGACUCUGACUAGUUGGCCACCUCAUCCACUAGAUAUGUGUUGGUUCGACACAUUGAGUCAGUUGUGGUGGAACCAGCCAUGACUAAGCAUUAAUAGGUUUACUAUAUGAGACCUCUGUUGGUUUCUGUAUGUCAGAGCUCUUGGCCCAACACUCAAGAGUGUGGGGUCGACCAGCCUCAUUAUUGCAGGGCUCUCAACGAGUCUCUUAUGGGUGCAGUGAUUCAGGGCAGGUGGAGCUGUUAUGAGCCCCAAAUCUUUACCAACAUAAAUCAAAUCCCACCCAAAAAUGGUGGCUUGCUUGUUUUGCAUGUUAUUUUGGCAUUAAUAUGUGACACAUAUCAGUUUGCAAACAAUGUAAUUUUUUAUAAUAUGUAUAUCAUUGAAUUAAUAAAGCUCUAUAGAAACAUU
Oncorhynchus mykiss (rainbow trout) is the source of this 1549-nucleotide messenger RNA. NCBI's taxonomy places the organism in Eukaryota, Metazoa, Chordata, Actinopteri, Salmoniformes, Salmonidae. The record is from RefSeq and is a predicted model, not a curated record.